Molecule: messenger RNA, 1028 nt
Organism: Jatropha curcas
Lineage: Eukaryota; Viridiplantae; Streptophyta; Magnoliopsida; Malpighiales; Euphorbiaceae
Product: TRAM, LAG1 and CLN8 (TLC) lipid-sensing domain containing protein
Cellular component (GO): membrane
Source: RefSeq, a predicted model, not a curated record
AUAAAAUUUGAUUGGAAACGGUCUACUUGUCCAUCUUGGUUAUUAAUACGCUUCUAUUGUUAAUUAUAUAAACGAUAUUAAGUCCACCAAUGACAGGGACAACAAACAGAAAAUCAUCAGGACAAGCUUUGGGCAUAUUCUCUUGUACAGAACCUAUACCUCUCAUGUUUAUCUUAAUCUUGGAUCUUCACCUUCUUUAGCUCCAAAAACGCCUCUUUUUUUAUUCAAAUCAUUCAAAACUCUCUCUUUCUUUGACAUGGAUUCUGCAAUUCUUUAUACCCAAACCUUACCUUUAUCUUUCUUUAUGUUUUUCUCCAUUUACCUCCAUGCUUAUUUUGUAAUUUUCAGAAACUGGGGUCGAUACAGAAAAGAAGCUUCAAGUUCUUUCAUGUCCCUAACUCAUGGCACUCCUGCUGUUUUCCUUGCUUUAUCUGCACUACUACACACCCAAUCCUCAUAUAACUUUGCUUCUCCAAACUCUACUCUCCAUAACAGAGUCCUUGAGUUCAGUAUGGCUUACUUCUUAAUGGACCUGAUACACUACAUGGUCUUCUUCCCAACUAACCUUCUUUUCAUACUUCACCAUCUAGCUACUUUGUAUGUUAUUGUAACUUGUCGAUACGUGGUUAAUCAUGGGGCCUACGAGAUUCUUGUGCUGCUUAUACUAGCUGAAGUUACUAGCGGUUUCCAGAAUGUUUGGAGCAUUGUCGGUUUUCGAAAAGCUGAUGUUCCUAUUGCUAAAAGAUUACAUGAAGUCUUGUCUCCUCUUUUCCUAGCUUUCUACUCUGUUGUUAGAGGUAUUCUAGGUCCUCUGUUUACGUUUAAGAUGGGGAGCUUUUAUCUGAGUGGAGAAGCUAAUGGUAUGAUUCCUAGAUGGGCAUGGAUUUCUUGGAUGGUUGUAAUUAUUACUGCAAUUUUGGUUAGUAUAUUAUGGGUUUCAAGUCAUUGGACAGACUUGUUGAGAGAAAGAAAUCGUCAGAAGAAGGUGAGGUAGAAUUUGAGUUUGUGGAUUUUAGUAAAUUCCCUUG